AUGAGCGGCAGCGUCUUCUCCGAGACUCUGCAGCAGAUCACGGACACAAAGCUCGACGAGCUCUCCAAGAAACGUGCCGCCUUUGAGGCAGACAAGGCUUCCACGCUCUCGUCCAUAGAGUCUCAAGCAGACCCCAUCGAGCGACUGGUCCUUCUCAGUAAGGGUGUCAAGAGGUCCUUCGGCAUCAAGCUGGACAAGCAUGGCAAGGUCACCACACACCUCACCAGGCACCCUCGCCUCGAGGUGCAACUGAAGAACCUCGACCGCUUCCUGGCACAGGCCCGCCAAGACCCCUCAGUCUCGACCAAGACCCUCUCAGACUGGGAGAAGGGUCUGCUACGGCAUCUUGAGGUCCAGUCGCUCAAGUUCCAGUAUGCCUCUCUCUACGGGCAGCUGGUGACCGAGUGGCUCUCGGGCGACCAGAAAGGUGGGGCCGGCAAAGGUGAGGAUACUGAGAUGGGCGAUGCCUUUGAGGAUGUCGGCAGCUCGGCGAAGCUCAAGUCCAAGGAGGAAUGGGAAAGAAAGGCAUUCGAGCCGGCGCACGUCGACGUGGAGUUACUCAAUCGCUAUCUCGAGUCUGUGUUCGGCCUUUCCACCUCUGUUCAGGGAGAAGACAGCAAGAAAAAGUGGCAGGCUGUCCAAGAUCUCCGGGAAGCGGUCCAUGAUCUUGAGGUUGACCUUUCUCGUCCUGACCAGCUGGACCACUACAAUCUAGGUUGGACCAUCCGGGGCCUAAUGUCUUCGGACCUGUUGACAAAUGAGAAACGAGAGGUUCUCAAGGACUUCCUGGGAAACCCUGUUAUCCUGUCUGAGAUCGCCGAUGUCCUCAACCUGCGCCUGGCAGCGCUCGGUUCUUGGAAAUGGGGGCCCGACAGUGUCCCCGUCGAGCAGCGCCGCAAGAUCAGCGGAGUAUUUUCCAUCAACAUGCACGAAGAUGUUCUCCAGGCCAUAUUCCUUCAAUACAUCGGCGUCAAAUGGUCUGUCUUCUUCAGAGAAGCGUUCGUUUCAUUUCGGAAGGCGGACGGCGCCUGGACCUCGCUCUACAAAGAUGUACCAGAGCUGGAGAAGAGACGUCUUGAAUACUAUCUUGGACAUGUGCCCCGCCGUCGAAGUCUUCAAAAGGAGCGUCAAAAGAUCCACAGCAGUGAUUACUUCGUCGCCAAGUUGCUGAAGCGCGUUGAUGAGGUUACGGAGGCGGCGGACGGAGAGGUGGAAGCCGAUUUUGAAAUGUUCGCAGCUUCAUCGCCGGUCAGGGAGAGGAAGCGAGCUAGGAUGACGACUCAUGGUAUGGCCCCCAGAAAGCAGCUCGCUUCCAAGGCCGCCAGAAAAUCGGCUCCUACGCCUGUCGAACCAGAGUCCGAUGAGGACGAAGACGACGAAAGUGACGCUGAUGGGCCGGUAAAAACGCUCAUGCAGCUCAAGCAGCAGCUUGUUCAUCUCCUGUCAACCGAGACCGCCAUCAACACGAGGCUGCACGGUGAGAUCACUGCCUUCCACGCCGUUUUUGAGGACUGGGAGUCGCUUCUACCGCACGAAACCAUCUGCACCAUUUUAAGCUUCCUCGGAGUCUCAAAGCACUGGCUCGGCUUUUUCAAACAAUACCUUCAGGCUCCGCUUCGAUUCAUGGAUGAGGACCAUGCGUCGUCCAAGGUUCGGCGCCGCGGUGUUCCCACCUCACACGCGCUCAGUGACGUCUUGGGCGAGACGCUUCUCUUCUGCUUGGACUUGGCGGUCAACCAAGCCGGAUCUGGCCAGCCAUUGUGGCGCUACGGUGAUGAUUUGUGGUUCUGGACCCCUAGUCACCCUACAGCAGUUGCAGCAUGGAAGGCCGUGAAGGACUUUGUGGAAGCGACGGGUACCUCGAUCAACCACAGGAAGACUGGCACUGUCCGUAUCUCGAAUGAUAAGGUAUCCCAACUCGGCAUCGACCAAGUUCUUCCUGAAGGAGAGAUCCGCUGGGGUUUUCUCGUCCUUUCGCCUCAGACGGGGCGAUUCGAAAUCGACCAAAAGAUGGUCAACGCGCACAUCGACGAGCUCAGAAAGCAGCUCAGCGACAAGAGCAGCGUAUUCAGCUUCAUCCAGACUUGGAACGCGUUCGCAGCGAAGUUCUUCUCCUCGAACUUUGGUAAAUCUGCGAACUGCUUCGGGCGCCAACACGUCGACGACAUGCUCGCGACGCACAAGCGCAUUCAGCAACAAAUCUUCGCCUCUGGGACCGGCAGCGGGGGGAUGGGGACAUCCUCCAGCAUCAUCGGCCAUCUAAGAAAGACGAUCGAGCAGCGGUUCGGCAUCGCAGAUGUCCCCGACGGCUACUUUUAUUUCCCCGUCGAGCUGGGCGGGCUCGAGCUCCAGUCGUCGUUCAUAUCGCUGCUGCAGAUCCGGGACUCGGUCCUCGAGUCCCACGACAGCCUCUUCGACGACAUGUUCGACGCCGAGCGCCGGUUCUACGCCCGCUACAAGCACAGCUUCGACCACGGCAACGUCUACCGGCCCCAGUACGGCGCGCAGCCGCCGUGGCAGCCGGAGGGGCAGCACGACCGGGACAACUUCCUCAGCGCCGCCGAGUUCGUCGCGCACCGCGAGGACAUCUGCGUCUUCAAGGACCAGUUCACGCCCACGGACAUCCUGGGGGUCUUCCAGCAGCUCAUGGCGCAGCCGGAGGAGGAGAGCAUCGACGAGGUCCCCGAGCUCUGGACGGCGCUGGCGCAGCUCAAGCCUGACGGCCGGUCGAUCAAGUCCGGGUGGCACGGCAUGGACGCCUCGUGGCGCUGGGUGACGGCUAUGUAUGGGCCCGAAAUCAUCGAGCGGUUUGGGGGGCUGAGCAUUGUUGAUCCGGGCCUGUUGCCCAUGGGGAUGGUGGGUCUGCUGAGGGAGAAGAGGGUAACAUGGCAGGGGUGA
Diaporthe citri is the source of this 2898-nucleotide messenger RNA. RefSeq lists its product as uncharacterized. The transcript has a single exon. Gene Ontology annotation, cellular component: nucleosome. The coding region runs from base 1 to 2898 and encodes 965 amino acids. The record is from RefSeq and is a predicted model, not a curated record. Lineage: Eukaryota; Fungi; Ascomycota; Sordariomycetes; Diaporthales; Diaporthaceae. Gene Ontology annotation, molecular function: structural constituent of chromatin; DNA binding.